Molecule: messenger RNA, 423 nt
Organism: Acanthoscelides obtectus
Lineage: Eukaryota; Metazoa; Arthropoda; Insecta; Coleoptera; Chrysomelidae
Source: the annotation of a GenBank genome assembly
AUGACGCAACGCUGCUACCAGCCCCCUGCAAAUCUGAGGUACGUUUCGGUCCAGCUCAGUUGCUCCUUCAAAGCUCACGAAGUUUCUGGUUCGCGGGCGUGCAUCUGCAGAAUUAUCAGCAGCAAGGGUAGCCGGGAGAGGUCCUGCAGCCGCGCGCAUCCAGCCUCCCGAUCGAUUUGCGCGCGUUGCAGGAGGCCACAUGAGAAACUUAGCGCUUUGGAACGAUACUGCCGGCCAAGCAUCGUAAAUACCGUGCCGUUAAAAUGGCAGUCCGCACAUCGUCGCGAGUGCCGCCUCGGAAGACGGCCAGCGCCAGCAGCUAGUACCGAAGUAGAUCGCUUCCAAAGUGUCGUGUCCCCUUUUGUGACGCGAUACCGCCGACAUACACAUCAUCUCAUCCGCACUGUCCUUAGCACCUCCUAG